This is a messenger RNA of Pungitius pungitius (ninespine stickleback), 1268 nucleotides long. Its product is annotated as tumor necrosis factor-like. Lineage: Eukaryota; Metazoa; Chordata; Actinopteri; Perciformes; Gasterosteidae. The record is from RefSeq and is a predicted model, not a curated record. Gene Ontology annotation, molecular function: tumor necrosis factor receptor binding. The transcript has 3 exons. Gene Ontology annotation, cellular component: membrane. Gene Ontology annotation, biological process: immune response. The coding region runs from base 117 to 857 and encodes 246 amino acids.
AAAGACAGAGCCACACAGGGCCCUGGAAGCACCUGAAGACUAUUUUUGGCAGAUUCUAAUUCAAUUUUUUCUUCUCAACUGCACUCAGUGAAGACUCUUCAGGUUCUGUGUUCAUCAUGGUGUCCUACACGACAGCACCGGGGGACGUGGAGCGGGGCCUGGGCGAGAAGAUGGUGGUUGUGGUGGAAAAGAAGCCCCCCGUGGGGCGGCUAUGGAAGACGUCUGUGGCCCUCCUGGUCGCGGCCCUCUGCCUGGGGGGCAUCCUGCUGCUUGCUUGGUACUGGAGCGGAAAGCCGGGUUUAAUGAACCAACCGGAACAAACAGAAAAGUUGAUGUCCCCAGAUCACCACUCCACGUUGAGGCAAAUCAGCAGCAAAGCCAAGGCAGCCAUCCAUUUAGAAGGCAACUGCGAAGACUGCGAGAGCCCUCAAGGCCGGCUGGAGUGGAAAAGCAGCCAAGGCCAGGGCUUCGCUCGGGGCGGCCUCCGGCUGGAGGAGAACCAGAUCGUCAUCCCGCAAAACGGCCUCUACUUCGUCUACAGCCAGUCGUCGUUCCAGGUGACCUGCGAGGACGGGAAGGGCCACACGCCGCUCAGCCACCGCGUCUGGCGCCUGGCCGACUCCGUGGGCAGGAGGGCCUCGCUGCUGAACGCCGCCAGGUCGGCGUGCCAGACGGCGCCGGCGGCGGCGGCGCCGCAGGAGGACGGCCGCCCCAAGGGGCAGGGCUGGUACAACGCCAUCUACCUGGGCGCCGUGUUUCAGCUGAACAGGGGGGACCGGCUGUGGACGGAGACCAACCAGCUGUCGGAGCUGGAGACCGAGGACGGGAAGACUUUCUUCGGAGUGUUCGCGCUUUGAAGGGACUCUUUGGGGUGGCGGGGGCCACAUGUAUUUGUCUGUGUUUUUAUAUGAUGUAGGUUUUUUAUUAUCAGUAGUACUCAUCUCAUGGUGAUGUGGAAAGGUUUAAAUCUCAAUGGAGAUGAAGCUUGUAGCCAAACAGGCGGCGCACAUUUAAGAAAUCCUAUAAACUGUAACAGUUUGUAACAUUUGCUUUUAUUUUUGGCACUUUUUGUACAUUAUUUAUGACCUGAGAUUGUAAUACUUUGCUGUAUCAGAUACAGACGGGGCUAUUUUAAUGAAGAGAUUAGGUGCAAGGACUGUAUUAUCUCAACCUGUAAGUAUUUAUUUGUAUUUAUUUAUAUUUGAAUUGUUGGAACGCGGUACUAAAAAUCAUAUUUAUAUGUUUUAUAUGCACAUGGAUUUAAUUAA